GCUGAAGUCGCCUCUCCGUUAUGACCCGACAUUGAAACCAAUUUUGCUUUUCCUCACUAUGCAAAUUUUUAAAGAACUGUCAGUCGUGCUGAAGGCUGUUGAUUUAAAUCCCACCCGCUGCAAGGGCUACGUGCGCCGAGGAUUUGAUGGGACAUCUGAAAUGGCAUCGGAAGAUGUAAAGAAACGGCAGUUUUCUGAUGUCAAAAGUGCGUGUACAUAACGGCACAAUGCUUGUUAGCCGACAACCAUGUCCUUUGCCAGCUGCAACCCCCGGUCAGGAUCGCUGUCUCUCCAUCACCCUUCAAGUGAAUAUGGCCAGGUGUGCUUUUCGCUGAACGGCGGGUUGCUACUUAACAGCAACUGGUUCGCUUGCCAAACGUCGCAAAAGACGAGAAUCCACCUGCAGCCCAUAUCCGAGCUUGCAUUUUCCCUUCCCGCAGCGCUCUACCGGCCUCCUUCAAGCUUUCCCUGUAAUGCGGAGUAUGUGAUGGCCGAGAAUCAGACGACGGACUUCGCAGCUACCGAUAUUCCCCUGAAUUCGCUUCCUCACCCCCAGCUGGCACGCCCUGGCCGCGAUCCCGAUCGUUCCUUACAGCAAGACUUGGAGAACGGCAUAGGAGAUAGGACCUGUGAAGAUCGUAUUCUUCCGAAUGGGUACCGACGAUCGCAAGAAAUGAGUCCCGAUGAUGAACUCGAAGGGAGAAAUCGCGAAGAAGUUAUCCCCCACCAAAUACUUCCGUGGAUGCGCAGGCCCGGGAGAUCGACGGAACACCUGCGUAAGUGCGGCGCGAUAUGCACGUGGAUACGCGGUCCGGAGGUGCCCCGAAUUUCACGAAUAAAUCCAUUCUUUCCAAAUAUCCAGAGAGCGCCCAUCCGACUCCUGGAUCGAUGGCUACCAGGACGAAAAUGGAAAUUCGGCGUUCUUUCAAUUUUCUGCGCUCUGUGGAUUGUGUCGUUCUCGUUAACCCUUCAUCAGUCAGUGAUGGGCCCCGUCCUCCCAGGCGAUGAGCCUACUGCUCAAUUAUCCUGUAUCGCAAGUUUGUGGCCAAACGGCACAGACUGUGGACUGGACGGCGACCUUUGUAGGCCUUUCAACGCCAGCUCCUUCGCGUUUCGCUGUCCUGCAUACUGUUCAAGGGUUAAGGCUUUCGAGCCCUACGCAGUAGGCGCUGACGAGAUAUUAUACAAGACUAUAGUGAUCGGAGGCCAUUCUGACAAAGAAUAUCCAAUAUAUCGCGGAGAUUCCUUUAUCUGCCCAGCUGCACUGCAUGCCGGUAUUAUUAGCGAUAAAACCGGAGGCUGCGGCCUCUUGUCGCGUCUCGGCGAGCAAAGUAAUUACCCUGGUACCAAAGCCAACGGGGUCUCAAGCACUGCGUUUCCUUCAUAUUUUCCCUUGUCGUUCACUUUUGAAAAACUCUCAGAUGGCGCGGAUUCUCAAUGCCAAGAUUUACGCUGGCAUUUGCUUGCUUUAUCAGUGGCCUUCACUUCGCUGCUGUCACUCUUUACAGCUUCGGGCGCGGUCUUCUUCACUUGCUCCUUCACUGGGAUCUUUUUGCACGUCGCUCUUGUGUCGGAUACACCCGAGUCCUACAGCUUUUCUAGUGUUGUUUCUAUCGCAUUGGCGAGAUUCCUUCCUGCAGGAUUUGUCGCGUUUGCGAUCUAUUACUUCUGGGCACGGAUAACUCUCCGUAACCUCGAUGCUCAGGUGGAGAAGACGAUUCUCUGGCUUGGAGGUUGUUGGGUUGGCGCUUUGCAUAAUUACACGCUUGAUCGUAUUCCCCUAUCUCGACUGACACCACACGACCUGAAGCAACAGCCUGGCGCGAUAUUUGCACUUCUGAUUUUGGUUCUCGUGAUCGCCGCAAUAGCCUUGGUCCAGGCUUGGGUCCUGCGAACCGAGGGCAGACUGCUCAACUUUCUCAAGCUAUAUGCCUUGAUUGGCAGUGUUCUUCUGAUUUUGUUGGCGAUUCCACACAUGCACCUGCGCCUUCAUCAUUACAUUAUAGCGUUGCUUCUUCUACCGGGGACUGCAACGCAGACUCGUCCCACCCUACUGUAUCAGGGAUUUCUUGUCGGUCUUUUCAUCAACGGCGUCGCAAGAUGGGGUUUCGCAAGUAUCCUCGAGACAUCCAUCGAAUUACUCAGUAAUGCACAGAUGAACAGCCCCCUUCCAUAUAUUCCUGAGCCAACAAUCACCAAUAACUCAAUUACCUUUAGUUUCUCCAAUUUGACUGCCGGUUUCGGUGGGAUUAGCGUGCUGGUGAAUGAUGUUGAGCGCUAUCGGUCAUACGAAUCCUACAACAAAAAGUCAUUUACAUGGAGACACCAUCCAGAGGUGACGUUGGAAUUCUUCAGGUUUGGCUAUAUUUUCCGGGACGCCUUUGGAAAUUCCUGGUUUGGGGAUUUUACCAAGGCUGGCACAUGGAAGGAAGAUGGAAGUUGGCAGCAUAUGAAGCCUGGACCAAGUCGAUGA
Molecule: messenger RNA, 2473 nt
Organism: Coccidioides immitis RS
Lineage: Eukaryota; Fungi; Ascomycota; Eurotiomycetes; Onygenales; Onygenaceae
Product: LCCL domain-containing protein
Exons: 2
Coding region: 248-2473 (741 amino acids)
Source: RefSeq, a predicted model, not a curated record